Harmonia axyridis is the source of this 4196-nucleotide messenger RNA. RefSeq lists its product as uncharacterized. Gene Ontology annotation, molecular function: metal ion binding; promoter-specific chromatin binding. The transcript is spliced from 7 exons. The coding region runs from base 355 to 3402 and encodes 1015 amino acids. Gene Ontology annotation, cellular component: PRC1 complex. The record is from RefSeq and is a predicted model, not a curated record. Gene Ontology annotation, biological process: negative regulation of transcription by RNA polymerase II. NCBI's taxonomy places the organism in Eukaryota, Metazoa, Arthropoda, Insecta, Coleoptera, Coccinellidae.
GUAGUAUACUCCGAAAUUCAACGCGCGUAACAUGCUCUGUCGUUUUUUUCGUUAAAAUCCCAAAAAAGUUAAUAUUUUCGAAAUUCGAGUGCACAACGUGUUAGUACAAGUUUCGAACAGUAUACCGAGUGAUUUUCGUGAAAAUCCGAGUACGCUAAGACGUUCAAAUCGUGUUAGAAAUCGAGGAAUAUUUUAACAUGUAUUCGGUGGUAUCUCUAUGUAGGCGAUGCUGCGUUGCCAGCUGAAUCGACGAUGUAUUUCGCUACGUUGCCGGUGCCCCGUUCGGAUUUUUAGAGUAAUGUGCCACGGAUUGCUUGGAUAGUGACAGGGAACAGCGCAAGUCUGAGAUUAAAAAUGCCGUACAAAUUCGAUAAGAUGAGAAGCAAGAGGAAAGUCGUUGUCAAGGAUUUGAAUCCUAUGUUGACAUGUUCGCUUUGUGAAGGGUACCUGAUCGAUGCAACCGUCUUGGCGGAUUGUCUUCAUGUCUUUUGUCGAGGAUGUAUAAUCAAGUAUUUCGACAAUUGUAGAACGGCUUGUCCGAACUGCAACAUCAUAUAUAAGAAAAAGAAUCAAAUAUGCUUCAGGUCCGACCCUAUAUUACAAGCCCUUGUGUACAAACUAGUACCAAAUUUAUACUCGAGAGAACUACAAACCAGAGAAGAUUUCUACAGAAGUACUGGAGUGAGAGCCAGCAGUUCCUGCAGCGACGAUAGCGUGAUAGACAAAGAAAGAGAUAGUUUGAAGGACCAAGAGGAAAUGGUAACGUCUAACGUUGGUGAAAAAACCGAUUUCUUCAGUACAGACGACAUGAUAUCUCUGUCCAUGGAGUACUACCAGGAGCACUUGGACGAUACUCCUAUCGAAAGUGAGAAAGACACUGUGAGAAACACGAUUGUAAAUAGUGAAGCAAGCGACAAUAAAAGUGUAGAAGAUAAUAGUGAAACGAAAGGUGAUACGUCUCGUUGUGAAAAUAGUGAACAUAGUGAACCCGUUAAGGAUACGACUAAUAAAAUUGGUGAUAGUUCGGUUAUGAGUGAGCCGAGUAGUGAUAAUAAAGACGUAGAAAAUAGUGAAGAACACAGGCUGGACGGAAAGAGAUAUCUGAAGUGUCCGGCUGCUGUGUCGAUGCAGCUUUUGCAGAAAUUCGUUAGAAUGAAGUAUGGACUCACCCUCAAUCAUAGAGUCGAUAUCAUUUACCAAGGGGAAGUCCUAGCAGACUACUUCACACUUAUAGACGUUGCCUAUACGUUCAAAUGGCAAAGGACUAAACCGAUGCGCUUCUUCUACCGCAUCUUCAGUCCCAUGAAGAUAAAGCCGAUACGGAUAAUAAACACCACCUCGACCUCGGGUUCCAAACAGCUUCAAAUCGUUCAAGUGGACGAUAAACCGAAACCAGAAAAAGUCGAAAAGGUGCAAGAAGAAGUACCUGAAAAACCUCCUACUCCUAAACCAGAACCUCCAAAAAGCCCUGCUGAAGACACCGAGGACCAGAGUUUCGACAAAGAAACGCUUAUGGCCAAUCUUCAAUUGCAAAGCACUAAGAAGAUAAAAAUUAAGACUCCUGAAAAAGAGAAAGAGAAAACUUCAGAAAAAGAAGCGGUGUGUGUAUAUGAAUAUGUCGAGCCAGACAAAGAAGAGAUCAAGCGAUUCGCUGAGAAAAGAGAUAGGGAAUGGGCUCUCCAAAAGAAACUAGACGAGAGAAACGGUGAAUAUUACGUGAGCAAAAAACGGAAGAAGUCCAAACAUUCAAAGAAUGAAUCCGUACACAAAAAGAGAAAAUUACAUGCAGAAAUCACAUCGAACGAGGAGGAAGAUCUGAAAUUGAAGGUCAAGAUAACUCCACAUAAUAGUCAUAAACACAAACAUCACAGAAGUUCCCAAAAUUACGCGGAUAAAACAUACGAGAUCAGCACUAAAGAGAAGCUCUUACAAAUGAGACAAGUCAGACAUAAACACGUCAGUAGCGAGGAUAAAACUGUGCAGACUGUAUCAACGAGCAACGUGAACACUACUAAACAGUCAAUUGUAGAUAAAAUACAAGAGAAAAUAAAAUUGAAUAAAGAAAAAGAAUUCGAGAAGAAGAAAGAAAGCGACAGCAAACAGGUCAGGUUUAUUGAAACACCUGAAACGUCUGACUCCUCAAACGAGAAAAAGAAAGAAGAGAUCAAAAGUAUAACGAUAAAUCUCGUUAACAACUCUAAAGACGGUAAGAAACCCAGUGUGAAGAUCGUGAAUAAAGAUGUUAGACCGGCUAUUAAAGAGUGGGGCGUCACUGAAAAAACAGUUCCUGUAUUGAAACUCGAAAGAUCAGAUAGUGAAAAACAAAAAACUUUCCUGAAAUCUUUCCAAUCUUAUACUGAAAAGUACAAUAUAGAAAAAAUCAAACAUAACACGAUGGAGGCGAAGCGUAAACAGAACCUGGCAAAGAUGAGUAACGCUCAACCGCAGUAUACCAUUGAGCCAAGGAAGAUCAGCACCCCUCCUGCAAAUACACCCAAGCACGAAAAAGUUGAAGACACCACCUCGAAGAUCCUGCACAAGUACCCUCCAGGUUUCACCGUUAGCAAAAUCGAAGCUGGCGUUAAGAGAAAAGCAGAAAACGAUGGAGAGAUGCCGGAUAAACGGCCAAGUUUGGAGAUAACUUUGAUACCUCCAACAUCCCAAAGCCAACUCGUGGCAAACAGAGUAGCUGCUGAAAAGGUCGUCCAAAAGAGGCCGCUACCUUCUACGAUUCCUCUGGACAGGAUCCGGAAGAGUAUCAACUUGAAAUCUGGUAUUAGCAUCAUACCUAAAACACCUGAUGUCUGUGAUAACAUAGGAGCUCUAGAUUUGUCGAACAAAAGUCCCGAUAGUUCCCCCAAACCGGCGACCACGAUCACCAAAAACGGCAUCAACAUGAUGAUCACCAAUAGGAACCUGGGCGCUCUCAAAUCAAUGCCUAACGCUGAGAAGUCUUCGAAUCUGAGCAACUUGCAAAUGCUGUCCAAAGUGGCUUCUGAGCAUCCCAUACUGAAUAAACUGCAGCAGCAAGCCCAAAACAUCGCAAAAUCUCCGAGACCAAACAGUUUGCAUUCUAUGAACUCUACCACGAUACAAACCUCCACUCCCACAACUUCUGCCUCGUUGAACCCGAGGCCGAUUCUGCCCAAAAUGCCUGAACUGACGGAGAUCAAAAAGACGCAAUUCAAGAUGUCCGGAGUCGGCAACAUCCGUUCCCCAAGGCCCAAUCCAAAUCUCAACAUACGCAACAUACCGAAUCCAAGCCUGUUGAUCAGCAAGCAGACCCAGAACAGGCAAAUUACGGUUGCUUCAAACUCCGAAAAAGAAAGUUUAAGUGUUGUGCCAAGUUCUGUGAGUUCCAAGGCUAACAAUAUAAUGGAAAAACAAGAAAUACCAGUUUGAACAUUAUGAAUUGGUCAGUUCAAUUGAGGGCAUUGAGUUGAGUUUUUCCUACGUAUGUUUGGAGAUCCUUAGUGAACUUUACUUGUUGAAUGUUUCCUGAAUUAUUUCCUUCAUCUCUUUAAAUCUUUCUAUUUAUUCUUUAUUGAAUAUUUGUUUAUGUCGUGUAUGUUUCUCUCUUUGAGUUUUUUAAACACAUGAGUUCCUGAUUAGUGAAGACUUAUUUUGAUGGUUUCUUUUACAUAUUUUAUUGUAAUUGUUAUCAACGUUGUUUAUUUGUUUAUAUUUGGAUCAUUCGUGUACCUAUAUUGUAUAUAAAAUUUAUGUAGUUUUAGUUCUUGAUUGUCGAAUGGUAAUUUUCUAUUGGAUGUUUUGUUUGUUGCAAUUAUUUUCCAAUAAUCGACCAAUUUGUAAAAAUUUUCGAAAAAAGUAAAGAAAUAUUGAUUGUAUAUAUUUGGAGAAGAGUUGGGAAAUAGAAUUGUCUUCGAUCGAGUAGUAAACUCAUUAUAUGAAGUAAUUGAUGUACCUUGAUGACGUCUGUCUCAAUAGAAUGUUUAUUCAUCUCUUUACCUUUCUGUCCACUGUGUACUAGAACGCUAAGAUAUCAUAUAAUUGACAGACUUCUGAUCUAAAUUGCAUAGUGUCCUAUAGACUGCUCCAAUAUCGAUCAUUUGUAGAAAUGUACUUAUAGAUAAAAAUAAAGUAAUUUAUCCAAAUCAUUGCGUAUAUAAUUUAUACGUUAAUUUUUUGUGUAUUAUCAUGUUGAUGUCGAUGAUUAAAAUUUAAAAUACCUAGAA